AUGCACCUGCUUCGGAUCAGCAUCCAAGUUUUCUUCCUGGUGCUCGCCGGUUCCUUCACUGUCCAUCCCAAUCCCCGGCGCAAUGAGAUCAUCUGGGAUGAUGCCAAUAAGGAUCUCAGUCUGGAUUCCACCACCUCGAUGAUGUGGUUCAAUGGCAGCGAUGCGGGUCCCGAGGUGAAAAUGUUCGAGAGGAGCAGGGAGGCCAAGUACCAUCAACUUCCGAGGUACAGUGAAGCGGGUGAAAUGGGCCAGAUGCGUGUCUACAAUGUCGGUGUACUAAUGGCUUCUCAUUUGGAUUCCCCAUUCGAUCUGGAGCGUUGUGGACCGGCCGUGGAUUUGGCCCUGGACGAGAUUAACAAAGUCUUCCUAAAGCCCCACAAUAUAACCCUGUUGAAAAAGAAGGGAAGUUACCCAUCCUGCUCGGGCGCUCGGGCUCCAGGACUUGCGGCCGAUAUGCAUUUCCAGGACGACGUAAUCGCGUUUAUUGGCCCAGCCUGCGCCUUUGCCCUUGAGCCGGUGGCACGUUUGGCCGCCUACUGGAACACGCCCAUCAUCACCGGCAUGGGAGAUCAGCCGCCUUCCUCGGAGGGUGAGCUCACGGUGACUUCCGGGAUCCUGGGAAGGAUACACAAGUGGAAGAACGAGAAUACGGGUAUGUUCAAGGACAAGUCCAAGUACCCGACUCUGACCAGGAUGUCCUACUGCCAGUGCCGGCUCAUCCUCGUCUUCGCCAGCGUCAUCCGGCAGUUCAACUGGAAGCACGUGGCCCUGCUGGUGGACAGAUCGGAGCUCUUCUCGUGGACGGUGGGCAAGAACCUGGAGUACGGACUGCGGCAGGAGGGACUUUUGAAAUUCGUAAAGGAGCUCAAUGGGAACGAAGAGGAAAGCUACGAUAACUAUCUGAAGGAUGCCAGCAUGUAUGCCAGAGUUGUCAUCCUUUCAGUUCGCGGAGUUCUGGUGCGCAAAUUCAUGCUAGCGGCCCACAGUCUGGGCAUGACCAACGGUGAGUGGGUCUUCCUGGACGUGGAGAUCUUCCAGAGCGAAUAUUGGGGCGACAAGGGGUGGGAGAUGAAGGACGAGCACGACGCAAAGGCUCGAAAGGCGUAUGAGGCCCUUUUGAGGGUCAGUCUUCUGCAGCCGACGAGUCCCAAGUUUCAGGAUUUUGCAGAUAAUGUUAGGGAGAAUGCGCUCUACGAUUACAACUAUACGUUUGGCGAGGGCGAGGAGGUGAACUUCUUCAUUGGAGCCUUCUACGAUGGUGUCUAUCUCCUGGGAAUGGCCUUGAAUGAGACCCUCACCGAGGGUGGUGAUAUCCGGGAUGGCGUCAAUAUUACGAGAAGGAUGUGGAACCGCACCUUCGAGGGCAUCACGGGGCAUGUGCGAAUCGAUGAUAAUGGCGAUCGAGAUGCGGACUACUCCAUUCUGGAUUUGGAUCCAAUCAACGGAAAGUUUUCGGUGGUGGCCCACUAUUCCGGUGUUCACAAAGUGUAUUCAGCUGUUCAUGGCAAGAAGAUUCAUUGGCCAGGUGGCCGCGAGGAGCCUCCGCCGGAUAUUCCACCCUGUGGCUUCCAGAACUCAUCAGAUUGCCUUGGAAACUUUUCCACCAUUAUGUACUCUGUAUUUGGUUUGGCUGCCUUCUUGGGUCUUGUGUUACUGGUUAUUUGCCUGCUCCAAAAGCAAAUGAAGCUCAGCAAGGAGCUGAACAAUAUGUCCUGGCGUGUUCGGCCCGACGACGUCCUGAUCGAGAUGGGAGGCAUGUUUGGCUCAAAGGGCGGAUUGCAGCGCCUGGAUGUGGAGAACAUCUCGCUGCAGCAGUUUGGAAUCCACUCAGGCCGAGCUUCGGUGGCUAGCUUCACUUCGCUACCGCCCCAGGUGUACACCACCAUAGGUCAAUUCAAGGGCGAGCGGGUGGCCAUCAAGAAGGUGAACGUAAAGAAGGUGGACCUAACGCCGCAGCUCCUCUGGGAGAUAAAGCAGGCGCGGGAUGUGAGCCACGAGAAUACGGUGCGAUUCGUGGGCGCCUGCAUCGAUCUGCCAAGACCGACUGUCCUUAUUUUAACGGAAUAUUGCUCGCGUGGGAGUCUGAAGGAUGUCCUGGAGAACGAGGCCAUCGAGCUGGACUGGAACUUCCGCAUGUCCCUAAUCCACGACAUCGUCAAAGGCAUGAACUACCUGCACAACAGCGAUGUGGCGGCCCAUGGAAAACUCAGGUCCUGCAACUGCCUCAUCGACGGACGGUUUGUGCUCAAGAUAUCCGAUUUUGGGCUGAGGACUCUGACCACUCCCUCGGAUUUUGUGCGGGAUCAAAACUAUUAUCUAAAGCUUCUGUGGAUCGCCCCGGAACUUCUCCCACUGACCUCCAUUCCGGGUUGCUGCCCGGCCACUCAGCGCGGCGACGUCUACUCCUUCGGCAUAAUUCUAGAGGAGAUCGUCAAUCGCGGUGGACCCUACCAGGAGGCCCGCCAGCAGAUGGACGUCCAUACGAUCCUGCACAAGGUGCGCCAGUGCAGCGGAUUUAGGCCACUCAUCCGAGAACGUGAGUGUCCGCCGGAUCUGCUGGAGCUCAUGGAAAAAUGCUGGGCGGACAACCAGGAGGAAAGGCCCACAUUCUCCACGAUACGCAGCAAUAUUCGCACCAUAAUGAAGGGCUUUUGUGAAAACCUAAUGGACGACUUGCUGAACCGCAUGGAGCAGUAUGCCAACAAUCUGGAGAGCCUUGUCGAGGAGAAAACCCGUCAGUUGAGCCUGGAGAAGCAGCGCACCGAGGAGCUGCUCUACCAGAUCCUCCCACGUCCCGUCGCCCAGCAACUGAUGGCCGGCGAUCUCGUGGAGCCGGAGGAGUUCAGCAGCGUGACGAUUUACUUCAGUGACAUCGUCGGCUUCACCGAGCUCUGUGCCCGCAGCAGUCCCAUGGAUGUGGUCAACUUCCUGAACGACCUGUACAGCACCUUCGACCGGAUCAUUGGUUUCUACGAUGUCUACAAGGUUGAGACUAUUGGCGAUGCGUAUUUGGUGGUCUCGGGAUUACCAGAGCCCAAUGGCGAUAAGCAUGCCCGCGAGAUUGCCCUGAUGGCCCUGGACAUUCUGCAGGCGGUCAGCUCCUUCAAUCUCCGCCACAAGCCGGAGUACAAAAUCCAGAUUCGUAUAGGGAUGCACUCGGGAUCCGUUUGCGCCGGAGUCGUGGGCAAGAAGAUGCCUCACUACUGUUUGUUUGGGGACACCGUCAACACGGCAUCGCGGAUGGAGAGCACCGGCCAGCCGGGAAAGAUUCAUGUUUCCUCCGCCACCAAGGUUAUUUUGGAUAAGUUUGGAACCUUCCAGUUGGAGCAGCGCGGCGAUGUUGAGCUGAAGGGCAAGGGCACCGUGACCACCUACUGGCUGAACAGCACCACCGAGGGCGAGGCACGACCGCCCACUCCCCAGAUCCUCACCACCGACGAGGUGCCUUUCCCGCUGCUCUUCGCUGGGAUGGGAAAGUAA
Drosophila takahashii is the source of this 3480-nucleotide messenger RNA. RefSeq names its product atrial natriuretic peptide receptor 1. The record is from RefSeq and is a predicted model, not a curated record. Gene Ontology annotation, biological process: cGMP biosynthetic process; receptor guanylyl cyclase signaling pathway; protein phosphorylation. Gene Ontology annotation, molecular function: peptide receptor activity; adenylate cyclase activity; ATP binding. Gene Ontology annotation, cellular component: plasma membrane. NCBI's taxonomy places the organism in Eukaryota, Metazoa, Arthropoda, Insecta, Diptera, Drosophilidae.